AAUAAGUCAUUAGUUCAAGGCAAAACUAUGAAGCUCUGCGUCUAUUUUCUAGCCAUCUUGAGCUCCUCCCUCGCUCUGCCUUCGCCAGUGCAAGAGUUGGCCUGGGAGGACAUCAAGGGGGAGAACGUUUACAUCGAACCCAUCAGCAACUACACAGUAGAUGCAUCUGUCGGAGGGAGAGUUAUUGGAGGGAUGACUGUCACCCCCAACUCUGUACCGUACCAAGUAGCCAUUUACAUCAACGGUCGCAGUUUCUGUGGUGGUUCCUUGAUCUCCCGCAACUUCGUCCUCACCGCUGCUCACUGUACCGUCAGCGCUUCCUUCGUCGAGCUCAUCUUCGGCGCUCACAACGUCCAAGCGGCAGAAUCCACUCAGGUGAGGGUAACAAGCAUGAACAUCAUCAACCAUGGCCAAUAUAAUCCAUCUACUCUGCUCAACGACGUAGCGUUGGUCAGGAUUCCAAGCGCCAUCUCCCUCAACGCCAAUAUUCAGAUUGUCGCCCUCGCUCCUGCAACAGCAGGAACUUACGCGGGAUCUGUCGCUCGCUUGACUGGCUGGGGAAGGAUUUCCGACGCCAUCGACGUAAUUUCACCCACCCUUGGAGGAGUCAACCUUAACAUCAUCACCAAUUCUGUAUGCGCCAGUAGUUUCGGGAAUAUUAUUCAAUCAUCGACUAUCUGCACCUCUGGAGCCGGUAUCGUUGGCGCAUGUAACGGCGAUUCAGGUGGUCCUUUGACAGUCAACGGCAUCCAAGUUGGUGUAACUUCCUUCGUCGCCUACAGAGGAUGUGAGUUAGGUCUUCCAAGUGGUUUUGCAAGGGUCAGCGCAUUCAGGAGCUGGAUUGCUGCAAACUCUGAUGUAUCUUUGUAAAAACUUUAAAGGAAAUAAAAGAAUAGUAAAAUGUC
Anoplophora glabripennis (Asian longhorned beetle) is the source of this 905-nucleotide messenger RNA. RefSeq names its product brachyurin. Gene Ontology annotation, molecular function: serine-type endopeptidase activity. Gene Ontology annotation, biological process: proteolysis. The transcript is spliced from 4 exons. The record is from RefSeq and is a predicted model, not a curated record. The coding region runs from base 28 to 870 and encodes 280 amino acids. Lineage: Eukaryota; Metazoa; Arthropoda; Insecta; Coleoptera; Cerambycidae.